GCGGGGAGAAUGUGUGUUGUCGGUACAGGUUGGUGUGUGGCGGUUUUUUAGCUUUCAGCGCAUCUUUUCUUAACCUUCUCCUCUGGCAGCACGGCGUCGGGGAUAUAUACGCGGUGGCACCUGGUAACAAAUGGAUGGAAACGCAAUUUCAAAGUGGCGCCGGACUCGUUGCACAGCAGCUCCCAUGUUAUUCUGUCGGUUUCUUCUGCUCUCGCUGAAGCUCUUGGCUGUGACAGGUAGGACGGCGGCGCAGGGCUUUGACAGUUCAGUGCUGUCGUACGCCCUCAGGUCGGAACUUUCGGAGGAUACAAUUCUGGUGGCAAACAAUGGAAUACGGGUCCCGUUCGGAAGAUCUGUCUACAUCGAUCCCAUCAACGACUUGGUCAUUCAGGUGCAGCCGGGAGACAGGUGCAGUAUAACCGUCCUGGAUAACGAUCCGCUGUCACAGAGACCCGGACACCUGUCCCCGAAAAAGUUUCCGUGUGAAUUCGGUCCCAACGAUGUGAAGUACUCACACUUCGGGUCGAGGAGCCCUUCAAAGGACAGGGUAAGGUUACAGCUCAGGUAUGACACCCAGACCGAUACCAUUAUUAUCCCGUUUAUGAUAGAGGUUGAGGUCAUUUUCACCCAGUUGGAGGUGUUAGUCAGAAACAUGCCUCUCACUGUAGAAAAACUGCUGGGAGUCAGUAACCCUAUCGACGGAAAGAUCCUCGAGUUCACUUUUGACAGAAACUCGCAGCAGUGCAAGGUGUCGUUGUUAGCCAGCGCCAGCGCGUUGCCCAGGUACGGAAAACUUGUUGGUAAGGGCAAACUGGGGAAAAUGAUGGAUUGCCAUGAGUUCAUUAGGUCGGAUAUACGCUACCAGCACACGUUCAGUCACAGGUCUCCAAACAGGGAUUAUAUUCCAAUGAUGGUGGAAUUACAGGACAGGGAGGGAAACCUCAUCAAGCAGGAGUUUUUUCAGAUAAUGGUGCGGAUACGAGAGGGGGAGGAAAACACUGCACCCAAGCCCAGCUUUGUAGCCAUGAUGAUGAUGGAGGUGGACCAGUUUGUCAUGACAGCAAUAACGCCUGAUAUGCUUGCUGCAGAGGACACCGAGUCGAAUCCAGAUGACUUGAUCUUUAAUAUCACUUCCCCGCUUUCCAUCGACGAGGGCUACAUCGUGAGCACUGACGAUCAGAAUUUACCAAUAACAUCUUUCUAUCAAGGUGAUCUUAAAGAUCUUAAAAUUGCCUACAGGCCUCCAUCUGUAGACUCAGACACGGAGAGGAUUUUUCAGAUUGAGUUUGAGGUGGUGGACACCGAGGGAGCUGUUUCUGACACCUUUGCUUUCAUGAUUGUGGUCAAGCCCAUGAACACCUUGGCCCCAGUAGUGACCCGAAACACAGGCCAGCUUUUGUAUGAAGGUCAAUCCAGGCCGCUGUUCAGCUCACGAAACCUGGAAAUCAGUGACGAGGACAAUCUGGACGAUGUCCGUGUCACAGUUGUUGAUGGACUACAGCAUGGAGAACUUACUGUUCUGGGCACCAAGAAGAAGUUCUUCACACCAGGAGACCUCAGUCGUGGCACUGUCAUCUAUCAGCACGAUGGCAGCGAUACAUAUAGCGACAACAUCAUUUUCAGAAUGACGGAUGGCAGGCAUGAAGUGGAAUUCCUCUUUCCUAUCACAGUUGUGCCAACUGAUGAUGAGCCACCUAUAAUUAACGCCAACACUGGACUGGUGCUUUUCAAGAACCAAAUGAUGCCUAUCUCUCCAUUGAUGCUUAGUGCUGCAGACAUUGACUCAGAAGAUUCAACCAUCAAGUUCACUAUCAUGCCCCCAUUAUCCAACAUUGGUGAGGUACUGUUGCGACAGUCAGAGGCUCCUGAGGAUCCCUCUUCGUGGAAGUUCAAUGGAGCUGACCAGAUGUAUGAGAAGGUGGUGACAGAGUGGCUGCAGCAGGACAUUACAGAUGGGAAGCUAUUCUACAGACAUCUGGGGCCCCACAGUACCGAGACAGUGAUGGACCAAUUUGUGUUCCACGUUCAAGAUGACAAUGACCCACCAAACCAGUCAGAGGAAAGCACCUUCAUUAUCAAGGUCCUUCCAAUUGAUGAUAUUCCACCUGAGCUCUACCCUGGAACAACCUUGAAAAUGAUGGUACAUGAGUACCAGUUAACCCAUUUGCAUAAAAAGUUAUUGCGGUACACUGAUCUGGAUUCUGAAGACAGAGAUUUAAAAUACACAGUUCUACAGCCACCCAGAGAUACAGAUGAGAAUAGCCCUGUUUUACUGGGAUCUGUUGUUCUAACAGAGAGCCCUGACACUGAGGUGACUGAAUUCACACAGGCACAAAUAAACCAUCAUAAAAUUGCAUAUAGGCCUCCUGAUCUGGAACUGGGAAUCACAGCCCGUAUAGUGCAGUUCCAUUACACUGUUGAAGACACAGCUGGAAAUACAGUUGCUGGAGUGUUCUCAAUUUUUUUGCAACCUGUUGACAACAACCCCCCUCAGAUUACCAACACUGGUUUUUCUGUCUAUGAGCGGGGGUCACACGUUAUCACAAAUGCUGAGCUGUAUACUACAGAUGCUGAUACAGACAGCAGCCAAAUUACAUUCACUCUCAGUCAACCUCCACUCCACGGUCAGGUCCAGUACAAGUUUACCGACUUGACCACAGGUGAUGCCUUUAAGCUUGAGGAUGUUUCAAAUGGCAGGAUAUCCUACAUUCACAAUGGGGAUGAGUCCACAAGAGAUUCAUUCCAGCUAGAUGUCAGCGAUGGUGUUCAUGUGGUGACUAUCACGGUCAAGGUGACUGUUAAACCCGUAGAUGAUGAAGCACCAACCUUAAGCCUGCCACCUGGAACCAUUGGUUCCCACAUAGAUGUGUUGGAAAAUGGUGCCACAGAGAUCACACCCAGUGUUAUCCAAGGAAAAGAUGAGGACACUGAUGACCUCAGGUUAACCUUCAUUGUGGAAGAUGCCCCAAUUUUUGGGGAGAUCCUGCUAAGUGGAACACCCUCUAAGAGAUUUACGCAGGCUGAUAUCAUUAAUGGAUUUGUAAUUUAUGCCCACACCAGUGGUGAGAUUGGCCUUAGCACAAAGGAGGACUACUUCAAUCUCACGCUCACUGAUAUGUCAGAUGACUGGACAGUGGGAGGAAAUAAAGUGAAUGGGGUUCGAGUACAGGUCACCAUACUCCCGGUGGACAACCAGGUCCCUGAGGUCACAGUUGGACCGAUGUUCAGUGUGGUUGAAGGUGAAAAAAAUGUAAUUGAAGGCCACCAGAUUAUUGCCAAAGAUGCUGACACACCCAUCAAUGAUCUUCUUUGCACAAUCAUUGUCCAGCCCACAUUUGGUUAUGUGGAGAACAUCUCACCUGCUCCUGGUUCAGAGAAAUCCAGGUCCGGAACAGCUAUCAGUGCAUUUACAAUUAAAGACAUCAGGCAAGGUCACAUCUACUAUGUGCAAAGCAUUCACCAAGCAGUCGAGCCUGUCGAAGACAGGUUUGCUUUUAGGUGCACAGAUGGGAUAAAUUUCUCUGACCGCCAUUUUUUCCCCAUCGUCAUCAUACCCUCCAAUGACGAAAAGCCUGAGAUGUACAUGAGAGAGUUUGUUGUGAUGGAAGGCAUGAAUGUUCUUAUUGACACACCUAUUCUCAAUGGUGCAGAUGCUGAUGUCCCUCCCAAUGAAUUGACAUUCAUCAUUACUAAACCUCCUAAACAUGGCUUUAUCAUUAACCAGUUGGCCACUGGUUCUGUAUCUGUCACUAAUUUCACCCUUGACCAAAUAAGUGAGGCCUCAAGUAUAAUUUAUGAGCAUGACGACUCAGAGACCUCAGAGGACAGUUUUGACAUCAUUCUCACAGAUGGGAAGUUCACAGUGGAGAAAACGGUCAUUGUCAUGAUCAUUCCAGUAGAUGACGAAACUCCCAGGAUGGCAAUCAAUGAUGGCCUGGAAGCUGAGAUUGGGGAAACAAAAAUAAUUAACAACAAAGUAUUAAAGGCAACAGAUCUGGACUCUGACGACAGCACUCUCACUUAUAUAAUUCGCUUUGGACCUGGACAAGGCUUCUUGCAAAAGAAAACUCCUUUUGGAUUGCUAGAGAACAUCACUGUUGGUAUGAAUUUCACACAAAGAGAGGUGGAUCAGAACCUUAUUGUGUACACUCAUAAUGGUCAAGAGGGCAUCCGGGAUCUUGUCAAGUUUGACGUGACUGAUGGGACCAACCCGCUCAUAGACCGGUACUUUUACAUCACAAUCAGCAGCAUAGACAUGGUGUUCCCUGACGUGGUGAGCAAAGGUGUUUCCCUCAGAGAAGGUGGGAGAGUGACACUCACUACAGAUCUGCUCAGCACCAGCGAUCUAAACAGUCCAGAUGAAAACCUGGUCUUCACCAUAACCAGAGCACCUGUGCGUGGGCACCUGGAGUGCACAGACACACCUGGUAUGCCCAUUGUGUCAUUCACUCAGCUACAGCUGGCAGGGAGCAAGAUCUACUACAUCCACACUUCAGAUGAUGAGGUCAAAAUGGAUAGUUUUGAGUUUGAGGUUACAGACGGGUACAAUCCAGUUUUCCGCACAUUUCGAGUGUCCAUUGUAGAUGUUGACAACAAGAAGCCUGUCCUCACAGUGCAUGGGUUGACGGUGAUUGAGGGGGAAAACAAACUGAUCACACCCUUUGAGUUGACUGUGGAGGAUCAGGAUACAGCAGACCACCUACUGAGGUUCACCAUCACACAGGUGCCCAUCCAUGGUCGGCUGAUGUUCAACAACACCCGUUCUGUCACUUCCUUUACUAAGCAUGACCUUGAUGAGAACAUGAUCAGCUACAAACAUGAUGGCACAGAAUCCACCGAGGACAGUUUCUCCUUCACUGUCACAGAUGGCACCCAUACUGACUUUUAUGUGUUUCCUGACACCGUAUUUGAGACAAGAAAGCCGCAGGUGAUGAAGAUCACCAUUUUGUCUGUGGACAACGGCAUCCCGCAAAUAGUGGUCAACAAGGCUGCCCCAACCUUGAGGGUUCUGUCAACGGGACAUCUGGGGUUCAUUAUUACCAGCAAGUCGUUGAAGGCAGAAGACAGAGACAGCACACAGAAUUCUUUGAUUUUCAGGAUUACUGUGGGCCCAGAACAUGGCUACCUCAUCAACGUAGGGGAAGGCAAUGCCACCAUCACUUCAUUCACACAAGCUGAUGUGGAUGAUAUGAAGAUCUGCUAUGUGCUCCGGGGGCAGGAAAACGCUACGUCAGACACCUUCCACUUCUCCAUUGAGGAUGGAGGUGGUAACAAGCUGAAGAACCAGCAGUUCCGCUUGAACUGGGCCUGGAUCUCCCUGGAGAAGGAGUACUACAUGGUGGACGAGGGAACCAAGUUCCUGGAAGUGGCACUGAGGCGCAGAGGUUACCUAGGGGAGACGUCAUUUGUCAGUAUCAGCACCAAGGAUGGCACUGCCCAGCGGGAAAAGGACUUCAGGGGCAAGGCACAGAAACAAGUCCAGUUUAACCCUGGCCAAACGGUAGCCUCAUGGCGUGUACGGAUCCUACCGGAUGGAGAGUUUGAGCAGUCAGAAACCUUCCAGAUCGUCCUGUCAGAGCCUGUCAUGGGAGCUCUGGAAUUCCCAUCAGUGGCUAACGUUGAGAUUGUGGACCCUGGAGAUGAGUGCACAGUCUUCAUCCCUGAGUACAGCUAUGCCAUUCAGGAAGAUGUGGGUGAGCUGCUGGUACCAGUUCGUCGGAGUGGAGACAUCAGCCAAGAACUCAUGGUCAUCUGCUACACCCAACAAGGCACUGCUAAGGGCACAAUCCCCAGCACAGUGCUCUCGUACUCAGACUACAUCUCCCGUCCUGAGGAGCACACCAGUAUACUGCGCUUUGACAGGGGUGAGGCAGAGAAGCAGUGCCGUGUGGUCAUCAUUGAUGAUUCCCUCUAUGAAGAUGAAGAGAGCUUCAACGUCACACUCAGCAUGCCUAUGGGUGGGCGCCUGGGCCAGCAGUACCACACCUCUCGUGUCACUAUCCUGCCAGACCUGGAUGAUGCACCUGUCUUCUAUUUCGGAGACCUGGAGUACUUCGUGGAUGAAAGUGAUGGGUAUGUGGAGGUGCGUGUGUGGAGAACUGGGACUGACCUGUCUAAAGCAGCCACCAUCACCGUGAGGUCCCGGAAAACAGACCCCGUUUCUGCUGAAGCCGGCUCAGACUACGUGGGGAUCAGUCGAAACCUGGACUUUGCCCCAGGGGUCAACAUGCAGACAUUCCGUGUAACCAUCCUGGAUGACCUGGGCCACCCCGUACUGGAAGGAGUGGAGAGGUUCGAGCUGGUGCUCCGCAUGCCCAUGAACGCUAUCCUGGGAGAGCCUGCAAAGGCCAUCGUCUUCAUAAAUGACUCGAUUUCAGACUUGCCGAAGGUCCAGUUUCGGAGCCCUAUGUAUAUAGGGAACGAGCACGAAGGUCAAGUCUUGGCCAUGGUGUACCGCAGUGGCGACAUCAGCCACCGCUCCAGUGUGCGCUGUUAUACCCGCCAAGGCUCUGCUCAAGUCAUGAUGGACUUCGACGAGCGGCCUAACACAGAUGACUCCAUCAUCACAUUCCUCCCAGGGGAGGUGGAGAAGCCGUGUGUGCUGUUGCUGGCCGAUGACUCAAUCCACGAGGACGAUGAAGAGUUACGGUUGGUCUUGGGGAGUCCCAAGGGUGACUCCGCAUUCGGGGCAUCCAUCGGGGCACAGAAAGAGACCCUUGUCAAGAUAAAAGAUGACGCAGACAAGGCCAUCAUCAAGUUUGGCGAGACCAAAUUCAGCGUGAGUGAGCCAUGGGAGGCUGGCCAGGUGUCAGUGGUCCGGAUUCCAGUGCUGCGGAUGGGGGACACCUCCAAGGUGUCGCUGGUUCGAGUCCAUACUAAGGAUGGCUCUGCCAUCUCUGGAGAAGACUACCACCCUGUAUCUGAGGACAUCGAGUUCAAAGAGGGGGACACUCGGCAUGUGGUGCAGGUGGAGGUCCUGUUUGAUGGAGUGCGGGAGAUGAGGGAGGCCUUCACUGUCCACCUCAAGCCUGAUGAGAACAUGGUAGCAGAAACUCAGAUGAGCAAAGCCAUCGUCUAUAUUGAAGAGACCAACAGCAUGGCAGAUGUCACAUUCCCCUCUUUGCCAGAGGUGGUGUCCUUGAUAGACUAUGACCACCCAGGACGGAGCAAGGACCACCCCCAGCCUGUAGCUGGGUACCCCGUCGUCUGUGUUACGGCUUGUAACCAGAAAUACUCCGACUAUGACAAGACGGGGUCCAUCUGCGCCAGCGAGAACAUCAAUAACACGCUGACCAAGUAUCGCUGGCUGGUCAGCGCCCCAGCUGGACUUGACGGGGUCACCAGCCCCAUGCGUGAAGUGGACUUCGACACUUUUUUCACCUCCUCCAAGCUCAUCACCCUGGACUCUAUCUACUUCCAAGCUGGGUCACGGGUCCAGUGCGCCGCCCGUGCCGUCAACUCUGAUGGCAACGAAGGGCUGGAGCUCAGCAGCCCCAUUGUCACUAUCAGUGUUGAGGAAGGCAUGUGCCAGCCCCGCCGAGUGGGCACAGUGGGCGCAGAGCCCUUUUCCGCCAAGCUGCGCUACACAGGAGCCGAUGACCCCGAACACGCCAAUCUCAUCAAGCUGACUGUCACCAUGCCCCACAUCGACGGCAUGUUGCCCGUGGUGUCUACACGGCCACUGUCCAACUUCGAACUGACACUGAGUCCCGACGGCACACGGGUGGGCAACCACCGCUGCUCCAACCUGCUGGACCACCAUGAGGUGACCACCCGACACGGUUUCCUGACCAACCGCAUCAGUGCCGGUGGCCCCAUCGGGGAGACAGUGCCCUACCAGUACAGCACCGCCCUGCGGGGCUCUGGGGCACUGCGCUUCUACAGUAACCUGAACCUGGAGGCCUGCCUGUGGGAGUUUAUCAGCUACUAUGACAUGUCUGAACUGCUGACCGACUGUGGGGGCACCAUCGGCACUGACGGGCAGGUGCUGAACCUCGUCCAGUCAUACGUGACCCUGCGGGUCCCGCUGUACGUCUCCUACGUGUUCCACUCCCCAGUGGGCAUGGGCGGCUGGCAACACUUUGAUCUGCAGUCGGAGCUGCGCCUCACCUUCGUGUAUGACACCGCCAUCCUGUGGCGUGACGGCAUCGGCAGCCCUCCCCAAGCGGAGCUCCAAGGUGCCCUCUACCCAACCAGUAUGCGCAUCAACGAGCAGGGCCGCCUCGUGGUCAACUUCCGAACAGAAGCCCGCUUCCGAGGCCUCUUUGUCACAUCGCAUUCUGCCUCCCCUCUAUCUUCUGUGGUCAUGUGUGCUGACCACCCGGGGCUGACCUUUAACCUGAGUCUGGUGCGGAGCGAGCCCACGUACAACCAGCCCAUACAGCAGUGGACUUUCACCUCUGACUUUGCUGUGCGUGACUACUCAGGCACCUAUACAGUAAAGCUGGUCCCUUGUAUCGCCACUCCCUAUCUGGAGUACAAUUUCCCCCCCAUUUGCAGUCCCAGGGAGCCCAUCACCUUCGACCUGGACAUCCGCUUCCAGCAGGUGAGCGAUCCAGUAGCUGUGGAAUUCAGCCUGAACACACAGAUGUUCCUGCUGUCCAAGCGCAUGCUCUGGCUAUCAGAUGGGUCCAUGGGCUUCGGUCAGGAGAGCGACACGGCUUUCUCAGAGGGAGAUAUAAUUUAUGGUCGAGUGAUGGUGGACCCAGUGCAGAACCUAGGCAACUCCUUCACCUGUAACAUUGAGAAGGUCUUCCUGUGCACCGGGGCUGAUGGUUACAUCCCCAAAUACAACCCCACUAAGUUUGAGUAUGGCUGCCUGGCAGAUUCUCCCUCCCUGCUUUAUAGGUUCAAGAUCAUUGAUAAAGCUCAACCGGAGACACAGGCAAGGAGUUUUGGCAGCGUGGACUUCAACUCGCUCCUGGCUGUGGAUGAUCCUCAAGCACUUCCUCUUGUGAGGCAGCCAGGCUCCGAUGGGUUCCAAGUGGACUCCUCCCCUCUGUUCCAGGUGUCAUCAGGACGGGAGUGGUACAUCCAUGCUAUCUACACAGUGCGUUCCAAGGACAACGCCAACCGCGGCAUCGGGAAGAGGAGUCUAGAAUACCACUCGCUGGUCCCGGCUGUCGACCAGCCUGCUGACAUAAACCGUUCCAGAAGGUCAGCCCAAGUGGUACCAGAAGCAGCAGAAGGCAUUGGGGUGGAGAACAGCCGGGGCACGAACAUCAUGCACAUUGCACUAGACUACAGCCAUCGGCGGGCGAAAGAGGACAGGGAGCUCUUUGCCGAUGGCAUUGUGCCACGUGAGCUCGAUGGGAUGAACACGGAUGAUGGCUUUGUGACUCUGACUGUGGUAGGCAUCCUGGUGGGGCUGCUGCUCUUUAUCCUCAUUGUCAUCCUCAUCGUUGUGCUGUUGCGCUCCAGACAGAUGGAGAAGAAGGGGAAGCCAAAGGGCUCUGGGAGUCAGCAGCCCAUAAUGACUCAGGGCUGCAGCAUUACUGACAGCUCUGAGGUUUGACGAAUACUGGAGAACCUGGUGGCGGUUGGGAAAGUCUAGCAUUUAUUCUUUGGUUUUGUAAGGCAUACAGGGACAUGUGUCACAGCACCAGCUCAGAAGGCAUAGGGUCCUUCCAGCGCGUGCCUAAUUAUUUGCCUGAAAAACUUACUUGAAAAAACUGCCACAGAUCCUCCACUGCAAAUUGGGCAGCAAGGCAUGGCUGCCAUCCAGCGGUCCAGCAGGGGAAAAAGGUCCUUUGUGAAAAGAGGGAUAUACCUGUCAGUCAUUUUCUGUUUUACAGUGUUUGUCAUCCCCAGGCAGAAUGUUCUGAUUCAUCCAAAGGUGCUAGGGUUCUUCUUUUAUCGUCAUGUAAGGCGUAUCCAGUGAAUUAUAUAUGUUUCUUAAUUAUGCCAGAGUGGUGACAAAAUAUUUACAUUGCAAGUGCACACUGAACUUCUCAUGUAAGUACACAGUUUGUAACAUAAAGGUCAGGCUUUGUGUCCUUGUAGUCUACGAUUUCAAAUAAUUCUCAUUAGAGUGACCACUACAUGGAGAAACACUUGAUUUUUGUACUCUUGGUCUCUUCAACCAUUAUCUGCACUCAUUUCCUUUCUCCUUUUAUACCCUAAAUCAAGAGCAUGUUGUAAUAUGGCACAAAGUCCUGUUCUGAAUUCCUGCGUUUUGUCAGAUGCCUUAUUUAAGCCUUUCCUCAGAAGCGUUAAAACUAUUGUUCCCUCCUGUCCUAAUAUUAUGCACCACCAGCUGUCACACUUCCAAACACAAAUUUUUGCAUUGUGUCGUAUACCACUCUGCAUGAUCUUUUUAUAUUUUUAUUUUACUUUUUGUUUUUUUUUUUUUUUACAGGUUAUCAGAAGUAUAUCAGUAGCAGAGGUUUUUUCAAAAGUGAGAUACGAACAUGUCGAAACAUAUCAAAACGUUUUAUCAAACAAUUUUUCCACAUUUCUGUCAUAAGUCCCUACAUUUCCAUUAAGUGAGGGAGUUGCAUGUUGGCAGUCACGUCCUGUUGUUUUAUAAAUUUAAAGAAGCACCUGUUGUAAAUGGUGGUGGUACCUUUAGAGUAGCCAUGAUUUACUGUAAACUGGCCAAGUGGAUAGAAGCGACAGCUGAUCAGAAUAUUUCCUGACAGCCCUUUGUUGUUUAAUUUUUGUUAUUAGUCUUUAUUAUUGUAGUGUUUAUUAAUAAUCAUUGUAAAUCAACAGUUUACUCAUUUCUGAACUGACAGUAAUCUGAAUCUAGGGGGGAUUCCAGCUGGCCCCAUAAAAGUCUACAAGCCAGGCCACAAACUUUGGACAUCAUCAAAACAAUUAUUACAUAACAGUUUUGGUUUACCCAGUAGAGAUCUUAUUUCAUUUAGAGGGAUCUGGUUUCUCUGCAAACCAACACAGUAUCUUUGCAGGGCACUUUCAUAUUAAAGUAGAAGCUUUCUUGAGUUACUAGUGGGCUCAGGUUUCCCCACAACCUCACCUCUUAACUACUUUUUUAAAUUCAACAUUUUACCAUCUGAAAACAAACAUUAAAAAAAAAACUGCAGUGUAGUAAUGAGUUUUGUCACUCAACAUAGAAAUGGGAUAGGAUGUAGGAUGUCAACCUUGUAAAACACUUUGCACAAAGGCCAGUUUGACAUGUGCAGCCAAAUCAGAAUGCAGUCACAGGAGUAUGUUCACAGGAGUCCGUUCGCGAGCCAUUCCGUACAAAGCAAAGUUUUUGAAGUGUUGCAUGCCAAAAAGAAGCUGAACAUUUCUCACCUCUUGUGAAUAUGAAUGCUAUGCAAUUUUAACGUAACAGUUUUAAGUCACAAGUCACUGUUUUUUUUUUUCCCCUGUUAUGCUAAGGCCUGAAAUAGAGGUCUUUGUCAUGUAUUAAGAAUUUCAAAACUGAAUUUCACCUAUAUAUGUCUGUGUAUUUAUGUAUAUAUACGUAUUAUGAAAUAAGUGUUUUGGGAAAUGGUCAGUGUUGAAUAUUGCCAGCGUACUGUAAGUAUCUGUAACAUAGACCUCUGAAGCACAAAAUUCAUGUCUGCAAAAUAAAGAUUUAUUUCACCAACAAACAACACAGAGCACAUACUUCUAUCUGACAUUGUAUCCUUUUUUGGUG
Messenger RNA from Scleropages formosus (Asian bonytongue), 11608 nucleotides. It is a transcript of the gene frem2a, whose product is annotated as FRAS1 related extracellular matrix 2a. Gene Ontology annotation, biological process: cell communication; anatomical structure morphogenesis; homophilic cell-cell adhesion. Lineage: Eukaryota; Metazoa; Chordata; Actinopteri; Osteoglossiformes; Osteoglossidae. Gene Ontology annotation, molecular function: calcium ion binding. Gene Ontology annotation, cellular component: membrane. The coding region runs from base 131 to 9514 and encodes 3127 amino acids. The transcript is spliced from 24 exons. The record is from RefSeq and is a predicted model, not a curated record.